Molecule: messenger RNA, 5331 nt
Organism: Linum trigynum
Lineage: Eukaryota; Viridiplantae; Streptophyta; Magnoliopsida; Malpighiales; Linaceae
Source: the annotation of a GenBank genome assembly
GGGCAAGAAGAUUAGUAUUGAGAAAAGAAGAGCAGUAGCUCUGGCGGGUUCUCGCCAAAAAGAGAACAAAAUCACCCCUAUAAUUCAACACUUUCAACAUUUGGUAUCAGAGCAGAUGCCGCCGAAACCUACCGCCGCCGACAAAGACAGGCUUGACUCUCUUGAGGCAAGCCUCGAAAACCUCCAAGCUACAGUCCAAACUACUGUUCAUGAUGACGUACGAAGGGUAGAGGGGACUGUUGCAGAGCUGGGAGAUUCUGUUGCAACAUUGGGCGGCCGACUCCAGGCCCUCGAGACAACUUCCGCAGCUACACAAGCGAGCGUUGAUGAAAUCCUCCGUCUCAUCCAACAACGCCGGGUAAACACGGCCGAUGCCGAUCGAUCGUCGGCCGGAUCGAGUCUCCAAUUCCAUCGUGGAGAGAGGAGGGAUGAACGAGAUGACGGAGGGCGCGAUGAUCGUCGUGAGGAGGCUCGUGGUGAGCGUAGACACUUCCACGACCGCUACGAGUGCCGGGACGAGCCAUACAGGCAUGGACGCCAUGACCGCUACGAUGACCAACAUCGCCCGAUGUUCCCAGCCCGCUAUGCUAAAUUGGAAUUUCCCAGGUUCGCAGGGAACGACCCAACAGAGUGGUUCACGCGUGUCGAUCAAUUCUUUGAGUAUCAACAAGUGGAGGAGGAACAAAAGGUUCCUCUUGCGUCCUAUCAUUUAGAAGGAGAAGCUAACCAAUGGUGGCGUUGGCUUCAGAAGUCCUAUAUUCAAGAAGGCCUAAACGUAACCUGGGAAUUGUUCGCCAAUGAGCUCUGGACUCGCUUCGGACCAGCUGACGAAGAUGACGCUGACGAGGCUCUCUCCCGAAUCCGUCAAACAGGCACUCUUCGUGACUACCAGCGGGAGUUCGAGCGCCUGGGUAACAAGGUUCAAGUAUGGACCCAAAAAGCCUUAGUCGGAGCGUUCAUGGGAGGAUUGCAGCCAGAAAUCUUUGAGACUUUGCGCCUGUUUCGACCCGACUCGCUGAAGGAAGCCAUUCGCCUAGCCCGUAUUCGCGAUGAACAGCUCCGACGAGCUAAAACUGUAGGUCGUCCGGUCGCAAGAACCGCCAACGAACCGUCCAACAAACCGAUGGACGAACCACCCAUGCGCAGCGGACGACCUCAACUGGCGAGACGCAUUCCCUGGGAGGAGCAGCAACGAAGGAGGGCUGCUGGCCUUUGCUUUAAUUGUGAUGAAAAAUUUGUGCCAGGCCAUCGCUGCAAACGGCCGGCAUUGCUCCUAUGCGAUGGGUUCGAGGAGGACUAUGUGGAAGAAGUGGAAAAAGAAGAACAUGAAGUCUCUUUUCAUGCCAUGAAUGGUUUAAGUGCCGGACGCACCAUGAGGAUGUGGGCUAAGAUUGGUUCGGCCCAACUAAUGGUUCUUGUGGAUAGUGGGUCGACCCACAACUUUGUGGCCUCAAAGAUUGCAGCCCGUUAUCACUUGCCGGUGACACACGUCAAAAACUUUGACGUGAGAAUUGCGAAUGGGGAACCUCUGCCAUGCAAUUCAAGACAUGACGACGUUAAACUUGCCAUACAAGGGCUGACUUUUUCUCUUUCACUCUAUGCCAUUGACGUAGCGGGGAUUGACGUCGUACUGGGAAUUCAGUGGUUGGCUUCGCUAGGUAAUGUUCUUUGCAACUGGCAUGAAUUAACAAUGGAUUUUGAUUGGCAAGGUCAACGAAGAAGAUUGACGGGACUUGCUCCAAAAGUCCAAGAAUCAGAAUCACUAAAAAGCCUUCUCAAAGACAUACCCCAAGGGGUUCUCCAUGCUUUAUGCAUGCCCUCGACUGACGACGAUGCAUUUCGACAAAUUCCGGACGCAUUUCAGGAUAUGAUUCGCGACUUUGGAGAUUUGUUUGAAGAACCCACGACCUUGCCGCCAUCUCGAAGCAUUACACAUCGCAUCCAGCUCAAGGAGGCGGCCGACGCCGUCAAUGUACGGCCGUACCGGUAUGCACACUUUCAAAAGGAGGAAAUUGAAAGUCAAGUCAACAAAAUGCUCCGCGAUGGUCUCAUUCGACCUAGCACUAGUCCAUUUUCGUCUCCUGUACUAUUGGUUAAAAAGAAGGACGGAACGUGGAGGUUUUGUACAGAUUACCGGGCCUUGAAUGCGGUGACUGUUAAGGAUCGGUUUCCAAUUCCGACCGUCGACGACAUGCUGGAUGAGCUACACGGGGCUGCCUACUUCACCAAGCUUGACUUACGAGCUGGCUAUCACCAGGUACGGAUGCACCCAACAGAUGUUCCAAAGACGGCGUUUCGAACCCAUAACGGCCAUUACGAGUACCUCGUAAUGCCAUUUGGGCUAUGCAAUGCCUCGACCACCUUUCAAGCAUUGAUGAACGAGAUAUUUCGAGAUCACCUACGCAAAUUUGUUUUGGUGUUCCUCGACGACAUUCUCAUCUACAGCAAAGAUAUGACCAGUCAUCUUAGCCACCUACGACAGGUAUUCCUCAUUCUCCGCAAACACCGAUUUUUUGUGAAAUUCUCCAAGUGUGCAAUUUGCCUCCAUGAGCUCGAAUAUUUGGGCCACAUCAUCACUGCCGGAGGCGUCAAGGUUAUCCCUGCUAAAAUCCAAGCUAUGAUACAAUGGCCAAGACCUACCAGUGCGACCGAGCUUCGAGGGUUCCUUGGGCUGACAGGCUACUAUCGCAAGUUUGUUCGAAAUUACGGCCUAAUAGCUCGACCGCUAACCCAACUCUUGAAGAAGGGUCAAUUUGCCUGGAAGGAAGAUGCCACCGCCGCGUUCGAAGCUCUCAAAAUAGCUAUGACGUCAACUCCAACCUUAGCUAUGCCGGACUUCACCAAGCCCUUUGUAGUCGAGACGGACGCUUCCGAUCACGGGUUGGGAGCUGUCCUAAUGCAAGGAGAACGACCUAUUGCCUUUAUGAGCCGAGCAUUAGGGGUGCAAAAGCAAGGGCUCUCAGCCUAUGCGAAGGAAAUGAUGGCCAUCAUUGCAGCUGUCCAACUUUGGCGGCCUUACCUUCUCGGGAGACAAUUCUUCAUUAGGACCGAUCAAAGGAGUCUACGUUUUCUCUUGGAGCAAAGAAAUACCACCCCGGAACAACAAAAAUGGGUUAGUAAGCUUUUGGUCUAUGAUUAUGUGAUUAUCUACAAACCUGGUCGUGAAAAUCAGGCAGCUGAUGCCUUGUCCCGUCGACCCCUGGUACGAGAUCACGAUGGGCCGCACAUAACUCCGAACAAGGGGGUUAUAAUCCAUAACGUCGAGAGAACUCGCUCACUCAGUGGGUCUCACAUACAAAAUGGGCCUGAUCCAUCAGGCGAGCCCACCUUUUCACAAGAACCCAUCUUGAUGACAAAUGCAAUCCCCACUUCACAAAACUCUCAUGUGAUGAAGGAGUCUCAGCAGCUCAACAGCAUCCCUUCCGACGAAGUCUCCGCAGGGGCAUCUGGAGAUAAAGAUCACCAAGCGCAUUAUGCCGGGGAUAAAUCAGAGUCACCUAAUCCUUCGGAGAAAUCCUUGGCCAUCUCCCACUCUUUUUCAACGUUAGGUGAAGCUUUAAAAAGAGCUGUCGAUCAAGAUCCUUAUUUGCAAGGAGUAAUCCAAAAGGCAAAUUCUCAGAACCCGGGGCACUUCUCGGUGAAAAGAGGUAUGGCACUUUACGACGAUCGUGUGGUUUUGUCCCCCAACUCUCCCCUCGUUGAUCAGCUGCUGAACGAGUACCACUCCACACCCAGCGGCGGUCACUCCGGAGUCCUCCGCACCUAUAAGAGGCUCGCUUCGCAAUUCUUCUGGCCGAACAUGUUGGAAUCAAUCAAACGAUUCGUCGCCAGCUGUGAAGUCUGCCAACAAGCAAAGACCCAGGCUCUCGCACCGGCAGGACUUCUCCAGCCGCUGCCAAUCCCCACCCUCAUUUGGGAUGAACUGUCAAUGGAUUUCAUUGACGACCUGCCAUCUUCCCCUGGGAAAACAGUUAUCCUGGUUGUUGUCGAUCGACUGUCCAAGGCAGCUCACUUCAUGGGUCUUUCUCACCCAUACACAGCCAAAACAGUAGCAGAUGCAUUCGUUAAUGGAGUCGUCAAGCUACACGGGAUUCCAAGAUCCAUCGUAAGUGAUCGUGACCCUGUUUUUGUGAGUAAUUUUUGGCGUGAACUGUUUAGGCAAUCAGGUACCACGCUGUCCAUGUCUUCCUCAUACCACCCACAAACUGACGGUCAAACGGAGGUCGUUAAUCGAAGCCUAGAGCAAUAUCUGCGAUGUUUCACCCACCAACAACCUCGUCGCUGGAUGACAUAUCUUCCUUGGGCUGAAUUCUGGUACAACUCCACGUAUCACCGCUCCAUUGGGACAACUCCAUUCCAGGCUGUCUAUGGUCGGGCACCUCCAACCAUCCGUUUCUACCAGAAGGAUGGGACUGUCGUCCAUGAAGUCGAUCAAGCGCUACUCGACCGUAACGAGGUGCUCCAGGACCUUCGAGUCAACCUACAAAAUACCCAGACGCGGAUGAAACAGCUAGCUGAUGCCGGUCGAAGGGAUGAGGCAUUUGAAGUGGGAGAUUUAGUGUAUCUCCGUCUUCACCCAUAUCGGCAACACUUGGUCUACCGCCGAGCUUCCCAGAAACUUGCUGCUCGCUUCCAUGGACCAUAUCGCGUUGUCGAGCGCAUUGGGCCAGUAGCUUAUCGUGUGUCAUUACCAGUGGGCUCAAGGGUUCACCCAGUAUUUCAUGUCUCUCUGCUACGUCGCUGCAACACUCCGGAUACGCCAAUCAACAAGGUUUCACCACCCAUAGCUGAUGAUGGAGCUCUCGAGCUCAUACCGGAGACUAUUCUAGACACUCGCUGGGUUCGGCGUGGCAACAAGUUUAUCGAAGAAUCCCUUGUCAAGUGGCACAGCCUGCCGCGGGAGGACUCGACAUGGGAACACACUGCUGCCUUGUUCGAUCACUUCGAUGAUCAUAGCCUUGAGGACAAGGCUAUACUUCCAGGAGGGGGCAAUGAUGAGCUCAUGAGCGGUACGUCGGUGGACCAGGCCUAUGUAGGUCAUGCAAAGGUAGGAGAGCCCAACAAACGUGGCUAAAGAGGAAGCCCAUGGAAUAGAUUGUAGCUGCUGCUUGCGCCGGAAGUAAGUCGGAUUGUUUAAGUCGGUUAGGAUUCAGAAUUGUGUGUUGCUUUAGUUUGAUCGGAUUUGUUUGUUGCUUUAAUUUGAUUGAGUCGUAGCUGUUAGGAUUUGAUUUCGUAGGAGGUCGGGGAAUAACAACUUUGUAAACCCCAUCUCAUUCUCGGAUGUAUUCCCUCUAUAUAUAUAGAGGCUUCAAAUGAAAUAAAGGGCAAACA